Labeo rohita (rohu) is the source of this 5693-nucleotide messenger RNA. RefSeq names its product POU class 2 homeobox 2a (gene pou2f2b). Gene Ontology annotation, molecular function: RNA polymerase II cis-regulatory region sequence-specific DNA binding; DNA-binding transcription factor activity, RNA polymerase II-specific. The coding region runs from base 1145 to 3250 and encodes 701 amino acids. Gene Ontology annotation, cellular component: nucleus. Gene Ontology annotation, biological process: regulation of transcription by RNA polymerase II. NCBI's taxonomy places the organism in Eukaryota, Metazoa, Chordata, Actinopteri, Cypriniformes, Cyprinidae. The transcript is spliced from 17 exons. The record is from RefSeq and is a predicted model, not a curated record.
GCUUCAAUGUUGCGGGCAGCGUGGAAUCAGAGCGCGCGAGCGUAUGGGAGGAGAGCGUGCACGAAUGAGCUAUUGGGGUUCCCAAAUAACGGGAACAGGCAGACAGACCAAAACACGCAGGCGGAUGGACGGAAAUAUAGGCAAGUGAUCUUAAAAACCAGCGACGUAACGAGCGCUUUUCCCCCUGAUGUUUUCGUGCUUUAUUUGUUUGUUUGCCUUCUUUAGUCAUGUAUCGAUUGAUUGCGUUUUAAUUACUGGCGUGUGACAAGGUGCGUGGGAGGAGGGGCGAAUCCGGCGAACACGUUGAGUUGCCUUAUUUUUCUAUAGCUAGGUUUUUAAUUUAAACGAGCAAAAAUAAGCAGACGCUUUUAACCACGUUUAGUGACUUUGUGUAAAUGAAUGUGUAGCCUGUAGCUGCUAGAACAAGGAAGAGAGCUAUAGAAGAGCUAGACCAAAUAAAUUCACCAAAAUAAUGCACCACAUAUCCAAGUAAUAACAAUAUCCGCUGUCUUUUGUACGUUAUACAGUCAGGGUGUGAAGUCGUCUUUUUCUUUAUUAGAACAAAUGCAGAAGCGUCAGUUUAUUUCACAAGCAGAUAACCAAAGUUAAAGCGACUGCGACCACGGGGAUAAGCAGCAGGCCAGCGGAACAUACAGUGGUCAGUGUCGACAAGGACAGAAACACUUCAGUUUACAACGGGAGAUAUGCAUUUAUACACGUUCGCGAACAUAGUAAAUAUAUGCCUUUGACUGACAGAUACAUAUAUGAACAGUUAUACCAAAUACCGUAGCUGAAUACCAAAACGAACAGACAAACGUGAAAGUAAUAGUAAGAUAAGCCACGUUUGUCUUGUUUUAAUCCGUCUAUCCGCCUGGGUGCGCGCACUGGGAAAAUACAGUCGGGCAGCGCGCGUCUGCGUAUCUAUGCAUGUAGAUCAAAAGUAACUACAAGCGAAAAAUUAAAGGUUUUUAUUUAAAAAAUAUGUAACUGGGAAAGCUACGUAUAAACGCAAUUUUAUGUAUAACCUCUAUUGUAUUGGAUCACGGAACCAAAGUGAGAAAACGCAUAUCUUGCCACUAAAAUUGCAAAGAAAAAUCAACAGCAAAAAAGAACAUCUGAAAAGAACCAGACAAGAAGACGGAUCAUGUUUGUUCCUUUGCCGGUGCCGUUUGUCUUGCCUAGAACUGCCUCUGAUCUCCACGCCUGGCGCCUGAAGUCCCCGCUGGCUCUCCGCUCUCACUCCGAUAUAAGAAUGUCAAAGCCAAUAGAGGUUGAGAAUCCAGCAGCAGACUCUCCGAUGGAGAGUACAGACUCUGAAAGAAAUGGCUCAGAUUCAAAUAAUCAGGUUCAGGCAAUGAAAAUCAACCCUUUCUCUCUUUCUCCCACACUGAGCAGCAGCACCAAGACUAAGGUGGAGGAUUGUGGUGAGAUGUCUCCUGCUGCUGUACAAACUACACCCGCUCAGACGGCCCUUUCCCACACACAGCUGAUGCUAACGGGUGGUCAGCUCGCAGGGUUGACUGCACUUUUGCCAGCACAGCAACAGCUGCUCUUACAGCAGGCGCAGCUCCUCGCUGCAGCUGUGCAGCAGUCGCAUGCGGCCCACGCGGCCAAUCAACAGCAAGCCCAGCAGCAGGCCAGUCAGCAGGCAGCUCAGCCGCAGUCGCAGGGCCAAUCGCAGAGCACACAGGAACAAACCGCCGCCCCUGUCCCGCCUCCUCCUCACCAGCUUCCUCUUUCUCAGCCAAUCCAGCUCACUGCGCAGGACAUUCAGCAGUUGUUGCAGCUGCAGCAGUUAGUUCUUGUUCCAGGACACACUCUGCCUUCACCCGCACAGUUUCUUUUACCACAAACACAGCAAGGGCAGCAAGGGCUGCUAUCAACGCCAAAUCUAAUUCCACUACCUCAGCAAAACCAAGGAAGCCUGCUGGCCGCUCCACCCAGACUUAGUCUUCAAGCACAGGUACAACGGCUGAUGAAAGACCACAUAUUCAGAGAGAAGGUUGCAGAGAGCAGCGUGAACACAGUGACUCCGGUGACCUCUCAUCCCGAGGAGCCCAGCGAUCUGGAGGAACUGGAGCAAUUUGCCCGCACAUUCAAACAGAGAAGGAUCAAACUGGGCUUCACACAGGGUGAUGUGGGAUUGGCCAUGGGGAAGCUCUAUGGGAAUGAUUUCAGUCAGACCACUAUCUCUCGAUUUGAGGCGCUCAAUCUCAGCUUCAAGAACAUGUGCAAACUCAAACCUCUGUUGGAGAAAUGGCUGACUGAUGCAGAAACAAUGUCGAUGGACAGCACCUUGCCAAGUCCCAGUGCUCUUUCCUCUCCCUCGCUGGGGUUCGAGGGCUUGCCUGGCCGCCGUAGGAAGAAACGCACCAGCAUUGAGACCAACGUCCGCGUCGCUCUGGAACGCAGCUUCAUCACGAACCAGAAGCCUACCUCAGAGGAGAUCCUGCUCAUCGCAGAGAAGCUCAGCAUGGAGAAGGAGGUGAUCCGCGUCUGGUUCUGCAACCGCCGACAGAAAGAGAAACGUAUUAACCCCUCCAGUGCCACCCCUCCCUUGCCCAGCCAACCCCAGCCCACCUCGCACAAACCCCCCUGCUACAGCCCGCACAUGAUGUCCAGUCAGGGACCAUCGCAGACAGUGACCAGUCUCGGUACAGCAGGUAGGGUGUUGACCACUAUGUCAUCAGUUUGCCCUUUGACCCCAAGCGGCCCCUCCUUAAGCUCUGCACCAUCUCCUGUAACCCCGCCUCCCCGCAGUGAUGCCAGCCCCGCCCCGCCAACUCACAGUACACUAAGUCUGAACACAGGUUCAUGGCAUAAAAAGAAUGGUGACGUUUCUAACUACAUCACUGACUUUGCUGCAAGUUUGAGGAAUACGGUGAGGGGAGUUAACACAGGAAUGAACCAAGCUCUUCUUGGCAGCAACCCACUUGCUACUAUCCAAGCUCUGGCAGCCAGUGGUGGCCAGCUGCCCAUUUCCAGUCUUGAGGGCAGCAGCAAGGUGUUAAUUGGUGGUUCUGGAGGCCAAGGAGCAGGUCUCCCCUCUUCCCUCUUCCUUAACCACUCCUCUUUGUUGCCUAUGGCAGCAGGCACUGGCAUGGGAUUGGCCGGUUCAGCUCUUGCCAAAACCUCAUUUCCCGUCACAGGCGGCAUGAGUCCCUCCCCUUGCUCGAGCCCCGUCUCUUCCUGCUCUUCCGGUGAAUUGCUACACAGCCCACACUCGAUCGGAGGGGCGAAAAUCGAGUGACGUUGCCCAAAGCCAAUCACAGGAGGAGGAGGAGGAGAAGGAGGAGAUGGAACCUUACCUGUCAACCAAAGCAUCUCUUGAUCCCCUCGCUCCCUUCAGUUUCCUCUCAUUCGCACUCUCUCUCUUCCGCUCUCCCGCUCUACUGAUGCCAAAAAUAUACAGAGUAGAAGAGGGGAGAGAUGGAGAGACGGAGUGGAAGGAGGAAGGAAGAGGAGAGGAGGGAAAACGAAACCAAAAAAACACCACGCGGUUUAGCGGGACGCAGCCAAAUAUAUAAAAGGAGAACAAAAAAACUAUGUAGUGCAGUGAGAAGAGGACACAAAGAGAUCCUUAAGCACCAAAAACAACAAACUUUACUGUGUGUAAUAGAACAAUUGCAGCUCUUUGAAGCAAACACGUGGAGAAUACCAAAAAGUAUAAAAGAACUUUGAGAGACUCACUAUGACAAAAAAAAAAUACAAGCAUACCAAAUCUCAAAUACCAAAAACAAACACCAAAAAUACGGAUGGAAAAGCUUUAUCCAAAGGACCUGUAAAUAGCCAACCGUCCAGGACCAGACCAGUGACAACAAUCCAUCCAUCUCAGAGCUCAUCAUCAUACCUACCACGCAAUCACAUCAUUUUCCUUCAUGUUUUUUAUGAUUUAAUGUGAAAUGAGCCAGUUCUCUCAUUAUUGCCUGUUUUAGUAGCACAUUCCAUCUGUCUUUAUUGAAUGUUUUAGCACGUACGAUCAUCAUCAUCAUCAUUCCAUGUCUUAUCGAGCAUCUAGAGAGGACUGGGUGUUUGGUCUUUGAUGUUCAUCAUAUUAGCGCUUCAUAGCUUGAUGCACUUGUUUGUCCGAUGACAUGAAUGCUGUAAAGUGUAAUAAAAGUAAGACCAAGCUCCUCUCUAGCUUUCACGCCUCUAGUUAAGUGUAAAUACUCUCAGCUGAUAAUUAAGUGCUUGUAUCCUUCCUCAUUCCAUUUCAUGCCUCCCUCGCUCACUUUCUCCCUUUUGAAUACCAAAGCGAUUCAUACAUACACGUUCGGUUCAUCGGGGGCCUGAACCUUGACAAGGCCGCUCUGAAACAUGUGGGAUCUGAAGGGGCUCUCUGCUUCUUCUCCAAGCCAAAAAAUGAAACGAAACUUCACAGCCAGCUAAACUUCCCAGAAAGGAAAACCAAAAACAAACCAAGCCAAAAAAAAAAAAAAAAAAAUGGAGGAGCCUGUACAGAAAAAGAGUAUCCCUUCACGCAUCUCUGGACCGAGGUCACCCAGAACCAUGUAGCAAGGGAUCCGCCUCCGCCUCCUGUCAUUCAAACUCUUCCUGGUCCUGGGUGGCGGGAUCUUUGAUGACCUCACUGGACUCAUCUGAAGAAGAUGUUUCGGGUUCAUUUGGGGGUUGGGAGGGUUGUUACUUUUGGUCUUUCGUUGCGUCUGUCUGUUUUGUGGGACUUUUCUCGGCCGUGUGUGUAGAUUUGUGUGCUUUCGUUUGGGGAAAAGGUAUUCACGUAUUUGCAGAGAUCUCAUUUUUUUUACGUUCCUUACUUGUUCCUAUCUAGUUGUGUUAGAGACUCUAAUCAGGUGGUUGAAACAAUACUGUGAAAAUUCAGUUCAACAGAUUAAGAAACCAGGAUAAACACGCUCAAGUACAUCCAAAGAACCAAAGUCGAGUAUAAACAAGCUUUAAAGAGAACCAAAUAUCACAUACGCAACAACUUACACGCUCUCAUCCACCUUACCGUUGUAUUUAUAUCGUGCUGAAAUCUGUAGUCGGCGAGCGCUGCAGAUUCAACGAGGGAUGGAUACGUGAACUCAGUUCUCUACGUUACCGUAUAGUCCGAAUGGGUCAGUUAGUGCUUCUAUAGAUUUUGUAGUAAAUGAUCUAUGUCAUAAUGCUUACUAAUUGCUAAUGUAUGGAAGAAAAACAUGUGAAAAGAUAAAAAAAUGUCGAUAUUUACUUAGACCAAAAAUUCACACUAUCUCUCUUUCGGGUUUUUUGUGUUUUCUGCCUCCCCCCUUUUAAAAAUCUGAUUUCUCUAUUUAUUCUCCUCUUGCUCCUUUGUGAUUUUUCUUAAAAAAAAAAACUUUUUUUAUUAUUAAUGUUAUUAUUUAUUUAAUAUAUUCCAAAUGCUGUUUUGUAGUUGGUGUGUUUGAGGCACCAGAUUGUAUUCAAAUGUAAACUUCCUUUGCCAAGGCGACCUUUCAAACCAAAUCCAUCGACAAAUGCAACCGUCGGUCCUGACGGACCGGCCGCUAAUCGACAGCGUAGGGGCGGACACUUGUCUUCUCGACCUCUUAGCUGUCCCUUACUGGACAGAGCCUGUGGGGGGGAAACCUAUCAGGGGAUAAAGCAGCACUGUGUUUCUUCUGCUCAAAUGUUUCGGUAGCUGAAGUAACCUUCCAGAGCAAAAGCACGCACUGCCAUGGCUUAGAAGGGAUACGGUUCUACAGGAACGUGCGUUG